ACUGAUCCUGAUAAAAUAAUUUUUUGAUCGAAUGAAGGUUAAUAAAGUGGAAAUUUGAAGUAAUUGUUCAUGUCCACAGUUUCUUUCUAGUCUUUGUAGUAAAAAUUAAAAAUACUAUACUAUAAGGAACAUGGAUCCAGUCGUUAAAUAUGGAGAACCCGGAAGAAUUUCGCCUCUCAUAAGGUUCAGUCGAUGGACUGCUUUAGCCUUGGGAAUUUCUUACGGUGUGUUUCGAAGUGGAUACAUCCAGAGACGUGCCGACCGACUAAAGGACCUUCGUGAUAAGAGGAUUGCUGCAAGAUUAGAACGAGAAAGGCUCGAGGGCAUAGAAGCGAAGAAAAGGGAAGUUGCGUAUUUGGAAGAAACUCUUGGAACGAAAUUCACUUAAAAUGGAUGUUGGUAUUAGGAUUUAUAUGUUACGUUAAAAUACAAGAAUGUGAAAUUAUUUAUUUCAACUUGUUGUUAUUUGUUUGAGUAGUAAUCGCUGAAUCUACGUGCUGAAUAUAAUUUUUAUGUACAUACUACAAAAAUGCAUUCUUUAUAAAUGAAAAAAAUUAUAUCUUAGUGCCAAUAAAACGUUGAAAAAUAUCAGCAUAAUUAAA
Molecule: messenger RNA, 602 nt
Organism: Planococcus citri (citrus mealybug)
Lineage: Eukaryota; Metazoa; Arthropoda; Insecta; Hemiptera; Pseudococcidae
Gene: ATPsynE
Product: ATP synthase, subunit E
Exons: 3
Coding region: 131-388 (85 amino acids)
Biological process (GO): proton motive force-driven ATP synthesis
Molecular function (GO): proton transmembrane transporter activity
Source: RefSeq, a predicted model, not a curated record